Molecule: messenger RNA, 2766 nt
Organism: Pseudoliparis swirei
Lineage: Eukaryota; Metazoa; Chordata; Actinopteri; Perciformes; Liparidae
Product: octapeptide-repeat protein T2-like
Exons: 1
Coding region: 29-982 (317 amino acids)
Source: RefSeq, a predicted model, not a curated record
ACGUGAGAUCGAGGGGCGUCCACGUGAGAUGGAGGGGCGUGCACGUGAGAUGGAAGGGCGUGAGCGUCCACGUGAGCCGGAGGGGCGUGCACGUGAGAUGGAAGGGCGUGAGCGUCCACGUGAGAUGGAGGGGCGUGCACGUGAGAUGGAAGGGCGUGAGCGUCCACGUGAGAUGGAGGGGCGUGCACGUGAGAUGGAAGGGCGUGAGCGUCCACGUGAGAUGGAGGGGCGUGCACGUGAGAUGGAAGGGCGUGAGCGUCCACGUGAGAUGGAGGGGCGUGCACGUGAGAUGGAAGGGCGUGAGCGUCCACGUGAGAUGGAGGGGCGUGCACGUGAGAUGGAAGGGCGUGAGCGUCCACGUGAGAUGGAGGGGCGUGCACGUGAGAUGGAAGGGCGUGAGCGUCCACGUGAGAUGGAGGGGCGUGCACGUGAGAUGGAAGGGCGUGAGCGUCCACGUGAGAUGGAGGGGCGUGCACGUGAGCCGGAGGGGCGUGAGCGUCCAUGUGAGCCGGAGGGGCGUCCACGUGAGCCAGAAGGGCGUGCACGUGAGAUGGAGGGGCGUGCACGUGAGCCGGAGGGGCGUGAGCGUCCACGUGAGCCGGAGGAGCGUCCACGUGAGCCGGAGGGGCGUCCACGUGAGCCAGAAGGGCGUGCACGUGAGAUGGAGGGGCGUGCACGUGAGCCGGAGGGGCGUGAGCGUCCAUGUGAGCCGGAGGGGCGUGCACGUGAGAUGCGCGACGCUACCCGCCGGAGCCGACGGGACGAGAGGUCCGAGGAAGAGGAGGAGCAGGAGGACAGGAGGAGGAGCAAAAUGGACUUUCAAGGCCGACAAAGAGACGGAGUGAGCGAGAGAGACCGAGGGAGGGACGGAGAGAGGGAGGAGAAGGGCGAGAAGGAGCGAGAGAAGCCGAGGGAGAGAGAGAGGAACAAAGAGAACAGGGACCGCAACAGAGAGCGAGAGGAGGAGAGGAGGAGGAGGUGAAGCGGCGGGUCGACGGCUCGCCCCGUGGUCACUCUGGGUGUCUCUCUCUCUCUCUCUCUCUCUCUCUCUACUUAUUCUGUCUGUCUGUAUUUUCUAUAAUAGCUUUUUGUUGUUGACAUUUUCGGGGGGGAAAAACAAAAAACAUUAAAGUUUCUUUUGAAGGUUUUUAAAAUCCGUUUCAGUUUCAACUGUUUUCAGCUGCUCCUGGUGUUCAGGAAGCAACAACAGAAUCUCUUUUUAAACGUUCUACUUCUCGAUUGGUUGGAAUGCAGGGUUCGUACGGUCGUGGAAAACCUGGAAAAGUCCUGGAAAUGUGUUAUAAUCACAUCAUUUACGCCGAGUUUGAUAUAAUGAAUGUGUUUUUUUAACCCUUGCGUUGCCUUCGGGUCAAUAUGACCCGAUUCAAUGUUUUACCCUCCUGUUACCUUUAUAUUUACUAACAUAUUUUACCCUUGAGGUCAAUAUGACCCCAGCUAUUAAAAUCUCCAGAAAAUUAUUAGAAUUAAUAUUGUUUUCCAAGUUUAAGUGUGAGGUACUUUAUGUUUGUUUGUUGACUCCCGAAAGAACACCGACAUUAAACAUUGAAUCGGGUCAAAUUGACCCGAAGGUGACACAAGGGUUAAGAAAGACGCUCAAAAUAUAAGCCGGCGUACGCCCUCAAUAUGCAACAUUUUCAAAAAUGUUCAUGUUUAUACCGAGAUUUCUGUUUGGUCAUGGACAUUUGGUUUAAAGUCCUGGAAAUCCAUUGGUCAAUAUGUGUAAGAACCCUGGGUCAUGGAAAACCUGGAAACAUCAUGGAAUUUUAAAAUGGUCAUUUCCAGGCCUGGGAAAGUCACGGAAAAAACUUAAAUCAUAAAAGUUUUGGAAAAGUCAUGGAAAUGUUAUAAUCGCAUCAUUUAUGCCGAGUUUGAUAUAAUUUAUGUUUUUUUAAGAAGACGCUCAAAAUAUAAGCUGGCGUUCGCCCUCAAUACGCUAAAUUUUCAAAAUUGUUACUGUUUAUACUGAUAUUUCCGUUUGGUGCUGGACAUUUGGUUUAAAGUCCUGUAAAUCCACUGGUCAACAUGUGAGACCCCUGGGAGUGGACAGAUCCUCUGAUGACGUCAUCCUUUGAAUCCUGAUCAUGUGACCAAGAGUUGGGCCAAAAUGUUAACCUGAGAAUCGACAAUUACUCAGUUAGAUUUAUAUUUUAAUCUAAAGAAUAAAACUCGUGGCAGCAGCUGUUUAGAAAAUGUCCAAACAUUUCGGGGAUUUGACGGCGAUUCCAUUUAAGAACUGGAGCCCGGGAGAGUGGGGCCCAUCCGGACCUCCUCCGGGCCGUAGGGCCACAGGUGUGUCCUGGCUCUCACACUGGGAAGUCCAGGUACUUGAAGCUCCUUUACUGAUUUGGGACAUCCCAUAAUAACCAGUUGUGGAACACUUACUGUAAGUUCAGUACUUUUACUUUCAGGAAAUUGACACUUUUGCUUUGAGGAUUUGACUCCAACAUUGUGUGUGUAUUUCUUAUUCAGUCAAUCAAAUGCAACACAAUAUUAUUCUAUAUAAUAUACAAAACAGUGAAAAGGUAUAGGUAGAAGCAAAAAUAUGCUUAUAUAUUCCUAUCCUAAAUUAUUAGUAAAAAUCUGAAAAUUAAUAUAAAAUAGAGAAAAAUAACAGAAAAUACAAAAAUAAUAUAUGUACACUACCGUUCAAAAGUUUGGGAUCACUUAGAAAUGUCCUUAUUUUUCAAAGAAAAGCAUUGUUUUUUUCAAUGAAGAUAACAUUAAAUCAAUCAGAAAUACACUCUC